This is a messenger RNA of Musa acuminata subsp. malaccensis (wild Malaysian banana), 4282 nucleotides long. RefSeq lists its product as uncharacterized. NCBI's taxonomy places the organism in Eukaryota, Viridiplantae, Streptophyta, Magnoliopsida, Zingiberales, Musaceae. The record is from RefSeq and is a predicted model, not a curated record.
AUAUCUGUAUUUUUGCUAAUCUCAUAAAAUUGCGGAUUUUUCGUGCGAAAAAAUUGCAGUAGUAGUAAAAGAGUUUGAUUACACUUCUGUAGGUGUGUAUUGUAUUGUGGAAUCUUAAGUUAGAUUUGCUAUAUUGUCUCACAAAAAUUAAAAAAACAAAUAGGAAAGAAACAAAAAAAAAGGCCUCAGUCUGCCUCGUGUACAGUAUCCAGCAACAGAUACUCCACAUCCAACCAUCCUCAUCUCUCUACCACAAGAUCUUGGUACUCCUUCCGAGCCCCUUCCCCUCUCUUUCUUCCUCCUACUUCCUUCUCUGUCCGAGAGAGAGAGAGAGAGACAAGCAGACAAAGGACAGACAUUCAUUGCAGUAAGGGGGCCUCCCCACAGGCACAGAGAGAGACAAGACUCACCAGCGCAGCUCUGUCCUUUCUCACCUCCUUCGAGCUUUCACCAAGCACUUCUCACUCCCGGAACUGCACAUCCCAAGCAAAUCAAGAAUCUCCAGAUUCAAGUUUUCUUCGGCUCAGAGGAGGAGCCUCUCGUGGAGUCCUCGGCCAGGUUCACCAUCUCGCAUUGCCACCAAUUCCCUCACGACUCUGAGUGCUACUGAAAUGGGUUGGAGCAGGGGAGCCCAGUGUCUCCCUCCGCUCGUCUCCUGGAUUGUCACCGCUAUACUUCUAGUUUCUCCGGCAGCCCAUGCAGGUGCUGGUUCAGAUGCCGCGGUGAAGUUCCUGAAGGUCCCUUCGGCAUUCUCGUCAUCUUCGUCGGCUACGUUUCAGUUUGAGGUCACAGAGGGGGGGAAUGGCGGCUCAUGCCGCAACUGCAGUGUCAGCUGCAAGUUAGAUAACUACAGUUCCUCCACAUGUGAACUGAAAGAAGUUACAUACUCAGGCUUGCUUGAUGGAAAACAUAUGUUUGAGGUCUGCGUCAGUGGUUUUCGAAGAGUUCGCUGUGCUAGCUAUAACUGGACUGUUGAUACAGUUUCCCCUACUGCACACAUAUCUGUUCCAUCACCUUUCACAAAUGCUUUAAAUGUAUCAGUAAAUGUUACUUUCAGUGAACCUUGCACUGGUGGAGGUGGAUUUAGGUGUUCCUCCAGUAAUUGCAAUCUUCUCGUUUAUGGAGCUGGUCAUGUUUUACCAUCUACUCUCAAGGUUCUUCUUCCUGACCGAGAGUUUUCCCUUAUGGUCGGUAUAUCGGCUGAUGUUCAGUUUGGUCGAUUGGUACUGGUAAUGGAUAAGGGCUUUUGUACAGACAAUGCUGGAAACACUUUCAAACGAACAUCAAAUUCAAGUUUCAUAUUGCAUUUUGAUAGGAGAAGUGUCUUCAUGAACAUGACAACUCACAUCACACAAAGGUUACUUCAACUUAAUGGCGAGAUCAGAACAGCAGAGGCUACUAACACUGCGAAGGACUUGAGAAUUUAUUUAUCUUUCUCAGAACCAGUUCUAAAUUCAUCCGAAGAAAUUCUAGGUCUUCUUCAUGCAAGUAGUGGUUUACUUGUUCCGACAAAUAGAAAUAACCUUGGAAACCGCCGCUUUGGCUAUAUAGUGCAUAAUAUUUCAAGCAUGACUGUUGUUACUAUAACUUGUGAUGCUAACAAAAUAAUCAGCAGACAAGGGACUCCAAUUUCUCUAUCAGAUCCAAUCACAUUCCUCUAUGAUAAUCAAAGGCCUUCUGUACGUCUGAGUACAACUUUUCACAUGAGGACGAAACAUAAAAUACCGGUGCUGAUAAAGUUUAUGAAGCCUGUUUUUGACUUCAAUUCUUCUGCUAUACUUAUUUCUGGAGGAUCUAUGCAGAGCUUUCAUGAAGUAGCAAAGAGCACAUAUGUGAUUGAAGUCAAUGCCAAUAGUAGUCUCAUAUCUGUGGAAGUUCCUGAAAAUAAGACGACAGACAUUGCUGGAAACAAGAACCUACCAUCGAAUAUUCUACGAGUGAAGAACUAUUCCAGACCUACAAUAUCGUCAUUAGUUUCCAUAGUUGCUACUGUUGCACUUGCAAUGACGUCAGUGGUUGCAGCACUGCUAACUGUUUCAACCUCAAGCCUUCUAUCCUCUGGAACAAUUUCUAGACAGAAAUCACAUCUUGUUUCUGAACCAUCAAGGAAUCUUGUGAGAAUUUUGUGCCACAUCCAGGUCUUUGCACUCUGUAGGUGGUUGGUGGUCACCAUGCCCAUUGAAUAUUAUGAAUUUUCUAGGGGUAUUGAAUGGACUAUUCCAUACAUUCGUCUUCCAUGGGAAACAGGCUCCAAUUCAACUUUUGAAGAUUCAACAUUGACAUUUGAGACUUAUUCUGAAUUAUGGGAAACGAGCAAGCUGACAGCUUUCAAGUCCUCGUUAGUGACAAACCAAAUACCAGAAUUGAACCCUUUUGAACAUGGAAAGCCACUUACCCCAGGGGAAUACAUGUUAUUUCUUGAGAAUCAGAACAUGAAACCUGAAGCUGAAUUUAUUAUGAUUUCACGGAAUUCAGAUAGUAGGUGGAAGUAUUUUGGUAGAAACAUGUUCUGGUUAGCAGUACUUGGUGGUGGAUUGAUCUUUCUCCAUGUGGCAAUUCUUUGCAUUUUGAAAUUGAGGAAGAAGAAUCCGGAAAAGCAAAAAGAGUUUGGAGCCCUUGUAUUCCCAAGGUUCGAGAUAUUUUUGUUAUUGCUUGCAUUGCCAUGUAUAUGCCAGGCAUCUGCGGCAAUAAUUAAAGGGAGAACAUCUGCUGGUGUAGUUAUUGGAAUUAUACCCCUGGGCAUCGCCACAUCUUUCCUUAUUUCUUUGUUAUUGUUCCUCUCACUUGGCAUCACAAUGGGCAAGCUUCUGCAGUACAAAGAAGUUCAUCAAGAAGGACAGGAGUUCCAUUGGUACCAAGAGUUCGUUCGUGUAACUCUAGGUCCUGGUAAAAGAGGCCAAUGGACAUGGAAAGAUAAACAAAACUCAGUUAAUCUAACAAAACUAGGUCCACUAUUCGAGGACCUCCGAGGGCCACCAAAGUACAUGCUGACACAAAUCGCUGGUGGCAGUAAUCAAGCAAAACAUGAAGACCAAAUCAUUGCUUCUGAUGAUGAAACUGAGGAUGCAGAAGCUCCAUUCAUCCAGAAGCUCUUUGGCAUCCUCAGAAUUUACUAUACACUUCUGGAAUCGGUUAAACGGGUCUCUCUUGGAAUUUUGGCUGGUGCUUACUCAUCAAAUAAGCUUUCUAGAAUUCCUGUUCUGAUUGUUUUGUCCAUCACCUCUUUCCAAAUCUUCUUCCUUGUCUUGAAAAAGCCCUUUAUCAAAAAGAAGGUGCAGCUUGUGGAAAUUAUCUCAGUAGCUAGUGAAGUCGGUUUGUUUGGGGCUUGCCUUGCUCUACUGGAGAAUCACUUUUCUGAUGCAAAUGAGAGGAAAAUAGGGCUGUUUAUGCUGGCAAUGUUUAUCAUCAUGUUAACUGCACAACUGGUCAAUGAAUGGUAUGCAUUAUACCGACAAGUUAUUCGACUAAGCCUAACUAGGGUUUCAUUCUCUUCGGGCUUAAAGAGAGCUCUUGGUGGACUUGUCUUAAUUGUGCGACCGACAUGUCUGUCGACUGAACUGAGCGAGCAAUUAUCCUCCAGCCAUGGAGAAGGAGAUUCUGGAUCUACAGUUUCUCCUGUCAGUCGAAUCCAAAGAGCUUCCGACACGAGUGAAAGAUCAUGGCUGAGACAAUUAAGAGAACUUGCAAGGGCUAGCUUCAGCAGAGAAGAUGCAGGACCCCCUGUUGACCCUUCAAGCAGCACACGACAGAGAAGUGGGUUAUGGAGUGGAAAGAGAAGUGGAAGCUCUUCUGUCACAUCAUCCGCUGACUUCAAGUCAAAGGGUGACCUCAAGGCAAAGUCAAGAGGGUUGUAUAAGGAUUUGGAGGCCAUUUUCUCGGCCAAGUGAUGUUACCAACAACGAGCAUUCAUGGUGACAUGAGAUUCAACCAGGUAUUCUUGAGGGAGUGAGUUUAGAGCUCAAACAAAUUCCUGCUGAUGAAGAAGUACCAUGAUCCUGAUCUGAUGAUCUUCAGAAGGCCAAAACACAACUAACUGAAGGGAUCUUCAGAAACCUAUAAAACCAAAUGCAGUACUUUUUAGCUGAUUCUUGUGUUCUAGUUAUGCUUAUCUGAUCUAGGAUCUUAUUUUUUUUUGCAGCAGUGUAAUCCAUCAUUUCGCUGCAGUUGUUUAAGAUGUAUAGAAAAUGUUAUUUCACUACGGGAUCUGAGACAUAAUCUUGAAUUCUUUGUUGAAACUUGUACUCAUGCCCUACAAAGUAGAUAAUAUGUAGUGCUAACCUCC